AUGGCCUCUCAAUCUCCUCCGACACUAAACGACAUCCUCCUUGACAACUCUCCCGCGCCAUGGACACUUGCUGCCUUCAUGGCGUAUCUGUCACAAAACCAUUGCAUGGAAACUCUCGAGUUCACAUUAGAUCUGCAGAGAUACGCCCAGUUCCACGAUGAAUACAUGUCUGUUGAUCCAACCGACAAGGAAAGUCAUGAACGCGCGUGUACCCUUUGGGAGCGCCUGAUUCAAGUAUACAUUGUACCAUGCGCACCGCGAGAGAUUAAUAUUCCGUCACGCGUUCGCGACCGAUUGCUAGCCAUGGCUGGCCCCGAUCCGCCACAUCCAUCCGAACUGAACGAGGCCGGGCGCAUCAUCUAUGAACUAAUGAACGACUCUCUCCUCGUCCCCUUCCUUGAAUCCAUCACAGUCACACAACCAGAUACCACCGAGGAUAAGCGGGCCUCAAGGUCGCCUCGGAGCAGCUCUCUGUUAGCCACAUCGCGAUCUCUACGGAAUCAUGCGCGCAGUAUUACUGCGCCCUUCACAGUGGCAGAUUCUGAGGGUCUAACGGAUGACAGCGAAGUCAACUCACCAACAACCGCAGAACCCAUGACGCCUCCCACAACGCCCCCAACAUCCGAUUGGGGCGGCUUGGCAUCGUCACCAGGUGGCCUGCAGCGCGCCAUCGCAGCUCACACCAAGGGAUGGAAGCGCGUCGGUGCCAGAUUGGGAUUUAACCGCAAAAGUAGCCGCGGGCCAUCGUCGUCUUCCUCAGACCUGAACCAAUCUCGUCGCAGCUCUGGCCAGAGUUCGUCGUGA
Messenger RNA from [Torrubiella] hemipterigena, 804 nucleotides. Lineage: Eukaryota; Fungi; Ascomycota; Sordariomycetes; Hypocreales; Clavicipitaceae. The record is from the annotation of a GenBank genome assembly.